AUGUAUAAUUUUUUAUCAUAAUGUUAAACUGUUUUAACAGAAGCUAAUAGCAAAGAAAUCUGGGAAUAUAAAUAAAUAGAGCUAAAAGAAUAGCAGCUUGUUAAUUUAUAUAGACAAUAAGCUUACCAUCAAUAAAGUUAUCAGAUGGCUUAGAAUCUGAUUAAUGAAUUGACUCGCCAUUUCAGAGACUAAAAGAUAUAUAGAUUUUUGAUAGAGUAAUAAACUAAUUUUAAGCUUAGGUUGAUUUAAAAGUUAAUAAAAAAAAUAGAAAUAAUAUAAUAAACAAAUGGAAUGGUUUACACUUUAAAACCUCAUUUGGGAAAUCAACUGGCUAGUUUAGAAUAUGCAGCUAAUAAUAUUGAUAAUUUUCCUUCUCUUAUUUCAUUAAAGGACAUAAUAUUCACUUAUUUUAAUACAACAUUAUUGACGCCUCCUUUUGAAGUCAAUCCAUUUUUGUUAAACUUAUUUGAUAUUAAUUAUGUUAGAAAUAUUUAUCUGACAUUAUUCAAUCAAACCAAUUAGAUUCCACUUCAAAAUUAUGGGCACGUUUAUACUCCUAAUUACGAGCCAUUUACAUUUUUUUUAUUAGAUGAUAAUAUAGAAACUUAAAUUACAUCUUAACCAAGUUCGACAACUGCUUACUCAUAAUAUAGUUAUCAAUAAUAUGUCCCAUAAAAUCAUUAUUAACCUUGCCAAAAUCAAUAAUAUAUAACAGAUUCAUAAUUUUAAUAAUAAUAAAGUUAGUAAAAUGUUUAUUAAUAAUAACCAUAAUCAUAAAUCCCUUAUAAUAAUUAAAAUUUAAAUGUUUAUUCUGAAAAACCUUAUUCAAAUAUUCCUUAGCCAUAAAUAUAAGGAUAUUCGAAUUCUUAAUACCCUACUUUUACAUAUGUAUCUACUCCUUAACCCUAAAUAUUAGGAUUUCAUUACAAUUAAACUUAAAAUUAUAAUAAUCAAUCCACAACUUAUGGGUAAAAUUUUAAUGUCUAACUUUAAUAUUUUGCAAAUUAAGGCUAAGUUGAUUAUACGCCUUAAUCAUAUCCUCAUUAUAUGUCUCAACCCUAAACAUAUCCUUAAGCUCCAGGAAAUCAAAAUUCAAUAUAAUCUCCUAAUGUAAAUUAAAUAGCUUCAUUUCCUCCAACACAAUGGCCCCAAUCUAAUUUAUCAAAUAAUAACCAAAAUUAAGUGGAAUAAUAAUAUUAGUAGCCAUAAGCUUAUCAAAAUUAGAUGUAACCUCCUUAUCAUCCUUAAAAUCUUAGUAUGGAACCUUAAUACCAAUAAGUUGAAUAAAUAAAUAAUUAUAACAUUAAUCCAAAUAAAGAAUGCAAUUAUCCACAAAAUUAAUAACAAGUGCCUAGUUCAUAAAACGUUUAAUAUGAAUCUUAUGAAUAAAAAAUGGUUUAAUCUUAAAUUCCAUAAAGCGUCUCUCAAGUUCCAGAUUAAUAUGAGAGUAAUAAUUAGAUAAAUGUAAAUUCAAACAAUCAAAAUACACAAUAAUAUUUGAAUCAAGAAAAUCCAAAUUAAAAAGAUUAAAUGUAAGAUAUUAGAUAAGCUAAAUCUAUCUAUACACCACAAAUCCCUGAUAAUAAUACUCAAUAAAAAUAUUAAAACCCCUCCAAUUAAGCAUAAGAAACUUUAUAAUAAUAAGCUUUACCUCCUCCUCCUCCUCCUCCACCUCCACCUCCUCAUUAAGUUUAAACUCCUGAAGAUUUUAUUAACUUAAAUAAGAUUAAUUAAUAGAAUUCUAUUUUGGAUUAAAGAUCACUUAAUGAUUAAGAAAUUUAGUAAUAUAGUUUACAAUAAUAAAAUGAUAAUAGCUUAUUUGAAGCAUUAUUUUUGAACAAAAGCUUACUAAAAUAUGAAUUGAUUGACAGCAAAGGCUGCCCUUAACUAAACUAAAAGGUAUAAUAUAAGUAAGACAGAGAUAUGAAAGGCUUUAAGAAUCAUGAUGAACAUGCUUUGUUCAUUUUGAAAUGUUAUUUAGAUGGAAAAUUUGCACAAAAUAAAAUCGAUAGAACUGAAGAAAUGAAAACUUUGGUGAAUUUCUGAUUCAAAUAUA
Messenger RNA from Paramecium sonneborni, 2056 nucleotides. Lineage: Eukaryota; Ciliophora; Oligohymenophorea; Peniculida; Parameciidae. The record is from the annotation of a GenBank genome assembly.